Molecule: messenger RNA, 1512 nt
Organism: Ictalurus furcatus (blue catfish)
Lineage: Eukaryota; Metazoa; Chordata; Actinopteri; Siluriformes; Ictaluridae
Product: dynein heavy chain-like
Exons: 1
Coding region: 280-1512 (410 amino acids)
Source: RefSeq, a predicted model, not a curated record
UAAAAGCAGUUUAAUUCGAACCGCUUAAUUAUCCAAAGAACCCUUUAAAAACCUUUUGUUUUUUUCCUAACAGCGUACCGAGCUGAAUUGGAAAGGUAUUGGGUAUUAUGUAACGAAUAAAACAGCAGCGAGGUGAGGUGUGAUGUGAUGUGGUGUGAUGUGAUGAACCAGAGUCACUGGUACAGUUAAAAAUAUGAGUGAAAUUAGUGAAGGCCCAGCGCAGCCGGAUAAUUCCCCUGCGAGCUGAAAGAAACCAGGCGUGUACUGUGAAGAAACAUAAUGAAAAGUGAAAAGGAGCAGAGGAACAGCGGAAGACACACUGGGAGUGUAUUUCCGGGACGAGGCGAUUUAAUUCCAUACGAGGAAGCUGGACGCAGAAUUAGCGAUGCUGCUCAAGGACAGGUCAGUGAACGCAAAAACAACUGCCUACUGCAUUCGACUCAGCAGUACCUACUGCAUUCGAUUCGGUACCUACUGCAUCUGAUUCAAUACAUACUGCAUUCGAUUCAGUACCUACUGCAUCCGAUUCAGUACCUACUGCAUCCGAUUCAGUACCUACUGCAUCCGAUUCAGUACAUACUGCAUUCGAUUCAGUACAUACUGCAUCUGAUUCAGUACAUACUGCAUUCGACUCAGCAGUACCUACUGCAUUUGAUUCAGUACCUACUGCAUUCGAUUCAGUACCUACUGCAUCUGAUUCAGUACAUACUGCAUUCGAUUCAGUACCUACUGCAUCCGAUUCAGUACCUACUGCAUUCGAUUCAGUACAUACUGCAUCCGAUUCAGUACAUACUGCAUCCGAUUCAGUACAUACUGCAUUCGACUCAGCAGUACCUACUGCAUUUCAUUCAGUACCUACUGCAUUCGAUUCAGUACCUACUGCAUCCGAUUCAGUACAUACUGCAUUCGACUCAGCAGUACCUACUGCAUUUCAUUCAGUACCUACUGCAUCCGAUUCAGUACAUACUGCAUCCGAUUCAGUACAUACUGCAUUCGACUCAGCAGUACCUACUGCAUUUGAUUCAGUACCUACUGCAUCUGAUUCAGUACAUACUGCAUUCGACUCAGCAGUACCUACUGCAUUUGAUUCAGUACCUACUGCAUCUGAUUCAGUACAUACUGCAUCCGAUUCAGUACCUACUGCAUUCGAUUCAGUACCUACUGCAUUCGAUUCAGUACAUACUGCAUCCGAUUCAGUACAUACUGCAUUCGACUCAGCAGUACCUACUGCAUUUGAUUCAGUACCUACUGCAUCUGAUUCAGUACAUACUGCAUUCGACUCAGCAGUACCUACUGCAUUUGAUUCAGUACCUACUGCAUCUGAUUCAGUACAUACUGCAUCCGAUUCAGUACCUACUGCAUCCGAUUCAGUACCUACUGCAUCCGAUUCAGUUCAUACUGCAUCCGAUUCAGUACAUACUGCAUCCGAUUCAGUACAUACUGCAUCCGAUUCAGUACCUACUGCAUUCGAUUCAGUUCAUACUGCUUGGCCGUUCAUGCAGUACAUACUGA